GCAUCAUCUCUCCUUGCUUUCCUGUUGCUGCUGGACGGAGGCAUGUUCUCACCGUCCUCCCCGCCCACCGGGCUGCUAGAGAAGGUCUUCCAAUACAUCGAUCUCCAUCAGGAUGAAUUUGUACAGAGUGUGGGUUUUCUGCACAACAAGCAAGUCUCCAGUUCUCUGUGUGCCCCCCCGGUGUCCUGCGACGUGGCUCACCUCUGACACUGUCUUCCUGGAGACGCUGAAGGAGUGGGUGGCGGUCGAGAGCGACUCGGUCCAGCCCGUGCUGCGCCUCCGACGAGAGCUGCUCAGAAUGAUGGACCUGGCUGCAGACCGGCUCCGGAACCUGGGAGCCCACGUGGACUUGGUGGACGCAGGUUUUCAGCAGCUGCCCGAUGGUCAGAGCCUCCCGAUACCUCCCAUCAUCCUGGCCGAACUGGGGAAUGAUCCCAAGAAGCCCACCGUGUGCUUCUAUGGCCACUUGGACGUGCAGCCUGCCAGACGGGAGGAUGGGUGGGUCACGGACCCUCACACGCUGACGGAGGUGGACGGAAAACUGUACGGCCGAGGAACAACAGACAACAAAGGCCCUGUUUUAGCGUGGAUCCACGCUGUGAGCACAUUCAGAGCCCUGGACGAGGAUCUGCCUGUGAACGUCAAAUUUGUCAUCGAGGGGAUGGAGGAGGCUGGUUCUCUUGCCCUGGAGGAACUUGUCCAGAAAGAGAAGGCCGGGUUCUUCUCCAGCGUAGACUACAUCGUGAUUUCAGACAAUCUGUGGGUCAGCCGGAGGACGCCCGCGCUCACGUGGGGGACGCGAGGGAACAGCUACUUCAUGGUGGAGGUGAAGUGCAGAGAUCAGGAUUUCCACUCGGGGACCUUUGGUGGGAUCCUUAACGAACCCAUGGCGGAUCUGGUCGCUCUUCUUGGCAGCCUGGUGGACUCUUCUGGUCGAAUUCUGAUCCCUGGAAUCUAUGACCACGUGGCUCCUGUUACAGAGGAGGAAAAGAGAACAUACGAAGCCAUCGAUCUGGACCUUGAGGAGUACCGGAACAGCAGCCAGGUUAAGAAAUUUCUGUUUGACACCAAGGUGAAGCAGCAUCUUGACUAUAUAUUCUCCAAAAGAAAUAGCUCCAACCAGAUGACUGUAUCUAUGACGCUAGGACUACACCCGUGGGUUGCAAAUAUCAGAGAUAAUCAGUAUGUUGCGGCAAAAAGAGCCAUCAAAACAGUGUUUGGGACAGAGCCAGACAUGAUCCGGGAUGGAUCAACCAUACCCAUUGCCAGAAUAUUCCAGGACGCCAUCCAGAAGAGUGUGAUGAUGCUCCCGCUGGGCGCGGUGGAUGACGGAGAGCACUCCCAGAAGGAGAAGAUCAACAGGUGGAAUUACAUAGAGGGAUCCAAAUUAUUUGCUGCCUUUUUCCUAGAGAUGGCUAAGCUGCAUUAAUCAUGGUAGGAACCUUCCAGCCUAGGCCUGACCUACUGACAGAUCCCCUUUCACACAACCCUGGGCAGGAACAAAAUCUAACUAUUCAGAGGAAUUUGGUCCCCAAAAUAAUGUUUUCCCUUGGACAUCUGGACCAGUAAUAAAAUAUUUCCAAGGCGCGGACAUCGGACGUGGUUUUGUGUCACCGUGCACACCUUUCUAAAGCCACAGCCACCUUCAACAACCUGACUUCCCUGAGUCCUGCUGCGGCUGCCCCAGGCCUGGACCCACGGUACCCUUCAGGAUGAGGACAAGUCUCUGAUGAGAUUCUCCGCUUGCAAUUUGAUUGGUGUAAUCACUGCAGUUUGCGUUCUAGGCCUCUAAGUGCUUGACACACAGUCAUCCCAUCCGGUAACUGUCCAUCCUACAUCACCCCUGCUUUUACCACUUGUGCCCUUUAUCUUAUUGACAAACAUGUUGGUCUCCCGCGCUGCCUACUGUAAUUUCCGUGUGGGCUCAUUUUUAGAGGCGUUACUAAAGCAUGAUACCGCAUUAACCUCUUCCCCUUCAUUUAUUUUUCCUGCUUCUUCAAAAGUGCUGAAAUGGAAAUGAUCAAUAUUCAUAUGCUUACGCCAUCUGGGAUUCCUUGUGCGAAAAUGAGUACUUUCUAAGUUCCAAGCCUCUUUACCUUUGCUGCAAUUGAUGCCAGCCGACUGCCCCUCCUGCAGCCUCUUCUUUCUUCCUGCCCCGUCAGUGAAGGCCUCCUUGCUCUCUUCAACAUCUGCGCACCUGUCAAUGCGCCACAGCAGAAUUAAUCCUGAUAGAAUUUCUCUCACCCUGCGGGAACUGUACUCAGUGACUACAUCUAAUAAAUUGCUCAAAGCUUUUAAUAGCAUUGGUUUUAGAUAGAGAGCUAAUCAACCCUGACAUCAGUAACACAUUCUAAAUUUAAAGCCGUCAGCUAAUGCUGGGUUCAUUAAUCAUUUUAGUUAACCAUCUUGUUUGGCUUGAUUGGAUUUGACAGUGUAAACAAACAAAAAAUGCAAUUUUUCUACAGUUGAGUAUAUUUAAACAAACAGAUUUAAUCUCUAUAAAUUAUUUAAAUCACAUUAAUGGAGAAGAAUUUAAAGGUUUGUUAAAAAUGUUUCUCAUGAUUCUAAAUAAAAAACAAGCAUAACACAUUCCAUUGCUUCAUGGGUUCUUGAAAUGUCAGUUUUAAAACUUGCUGCACCUCAUCUAAAAUGGCUGGACCAGAGGGCCAGUAAUUCGGCUUGUCCUGAACUGCGUCACAGAAAUGGGACCCAGCCGAGGCUUUAGCCACUUUUCCUCUGAUGCUGGAGAACAUUUAAAUGCUGUCUGUUGAGUAUGGGCAGGAAUUUGAUAUUUUUUUGCUAUUAAGCUUGGUUUGUGCUUGCCAGAUUACAUAGAACCUUUUGACAUUUUGGAUUUUGUGGGACCUAACUGGUGUAUUUGGCAGACUUCUCAAGAACUAAAUACACAAGAAGUUUAUGAUCCCCAUUUAUAUUUUUAAAAGGGUGUUCAUAUUAAUCAAUUAACAAGGCUGGUUAAAAUGUAUUGUAACCACUUCUGAGCAAUGUAACAUCAGUUUGUUUUACCAAGCAUCUAAAUUAUAAGAUUACUCAUUCACUGAUCUACGUUCCUGCUGAAUCUCUGAGACUUGCAACGUCUGGUUAAUUAUUCAGCUACCACCAGGCAAGAAAGGCAGGACAAAGGCUGAGGUCACUGAGUCUAGGAGAUCCCAGCCUUGCAAUGUCUGGGUGCAGAGCCAUAGUUUUCUGCCUCUAGGGGUCAGGAUGAGUGUCCCCAGCUCUCCCAGGUCCAUCUGGGUUUUCUACCUGGCUCCAAGCCAGGUGCCUACCUGGGUUCUGCUGUGAUCUGGAGUCAGAAGGGAAGUAUUUUCAGGGCAGUUACACACGUACGGGUGAUAGAAAUCUACCCGCUUACUGGCCAGGAGGCCAGGUAAAAUUUUUAAAUAUUCUCUAUCUCCAAUCUCUGUCUUCCAUUUCCAACUCAUCUCUGUACUUCAGGGGUCCAGUGAAGUGCGCUGCACACAGUAGGUGCUCAAUAUUGCACGCUAAAAUCCUCCUCUUGGUUCCGCAGCUGCAUUUUUGGGCUUUCCCUGGCCUGGACUUCUAUCUUUAUGCUCUUUGCCUCACAUCGUUCCUAGCUGAAACCGUCUUGGGAGCAGCUAGCACUGGGAAAAAGCACAUGAAACAAGUCAUGCUGAGGUGCCAUCGACUGAUAACAGCGCCCGUGUAUCCGCCCAGGCAGCACUUGUCUGCGCAGGGUCCACAAGCCAGCAGCCGUGAGCCCCAUACCGCUGCCUUCAGUGCGUUUCACGUGGCCUUCACGUUGUUCUAAGCACUUCUGAAUUGGAUGCCAGCAUCUCAAAAUCAGCAGACCUCACCCAAAUGAUUUCUCUUGAGCGGUCAGAAGACUGGGUAAUACCAUCUGCGGUUCGUGCAGGGUGACAGCCCGCUGAGCUGAGAGGCUGUGCUGAGCACAGUGCCUGGCCCAUAAUAUGUGCUCAGUAAGUUUCUUAGACGCAGAGUAAGAAGGAAGCUCACGAAUAAUACAGUUGUAUUUGGCUUCUCACUUCUGAUAAGUAACUCUCACUUAAAAAAAACAAGCCCCGGACUUCCCUGGUGGCGCAGUGGUUGAGAGCCCGCCUGCCGAUGCAGGGGACACGGGUUUGUGCCCCGGUCCGGGAAGAUCCCACAUGCCGCGGAGCGGCUGGGCCCGUGAGCCACGGCAGCUGAGCCUGCGCGUCCGGAGCCUGUGCUCCGCGACGGGAGGGGCCACAACAGUGAGAGGCCCGCGUACCACAAAAAAAAUAAAAAACAACCAAAAAAAACACAACAAGCCCCCAAACAAAUACCAUUUUAUGAUAGGUCCAAAUGAUUUUUAAAUACUAUACUAUUUUAAAUAUCUAGUGUUAUAUGUAUUCAAUGCCAUCUAGCUAUUAUUUUUAAAUUUUAUGUUUCAAUU
Molecule: messenger RNA, 4417 nt
Organism: Orcinus orca (killer whale)
Lineage: Eukaryota; Metazoa; Chordata; Mammalia; Artiodactyla; Delphinidae
Gene: CNDP1
Product: carnosine dipeptidase 1
Exons: 11
Coding region: 113-1429 (438 amino acids)
Biological process (GO): proteolysis
Cellular component (GO): cytosol
Molecular function (GO): metallodipeptidase activity
Source: RefSeq, a predicted model, not a curated record